UUCCAGGGAACGCGCUGUGAAAUUGACACCGACGAGUGUAUCUCAGGCCCAUGCCAGAACCAGGGCCACUGUCUUGACCGGGUCAACAGCUACAGGUAAAAGUGAACCGCGAGGGGCACCUUAUAUACAUAGUCUGCAUACCAAAUGGCACUCUAUUCCCUAUGUAGUGCAGUGCUUUUGAUCAGAACCCUAUAGGAUCCGGCCUAAUGUAGUGCACUGUAUAGGCAACAGGGAGCCAUUUGGGACACUUCCAUUCAUUUGUCAAACCAGAGAUACUCACUCAAACAAACAAAGAUGAAAAUGGCUGUCAGAUUUUAUGAAUAAUGGAUUAUAAACACAUACCAGAUGAUUUUAUGAUUUGAUCAAUUACGCACAAUACCUGCUCCCAUUUAGCAGUAAUUUAGCUAACACUAAUGAGUGCAAUUAAUUCCAAGGUGACAAUUAUUGAAUAUGGUGAAAUUGGGACAAGUAGAUAGUGAGCUUCACAAUCUCAAGAUGGUGGUUGCCUUAUGAUGACUCCGGAAGUAUAAUGAAUAUUAUCACAUACUUAUCACAACCAUAUUAUUUUUACCGUCUCUGAACAUAUUAUAAAUAUAUUGAUAGUAUGGUCUCUGUAAUAUUAUAAUAAAUAUACUACAUUAUGUGCUCUGUAUAUUAUAAGCACAUAUAAUGAACAUGUAUUUACCACAGCAAUAUAUUGUUGUUGUGGUCUCAGAUCAGAUGUGUGUGAUUUGGUGUGAUGUUGCUACACAACGCUAAGCGUGACCCUGUGAUAUGGUUAAAUGAACUGUUAAAUGAACAAAGGCUCAUGCCAUAUUUCCAUAAACACUAUGCAAAAAAUUAUGUGGCUUCAUAACAUGCCCUUUGGAGUGGAAAUGAGGUCAGUUCAAUGAGGAACCGUCUCCCCUUUUAACUCAAAACAGGACUGUUUAUAUGAAUCCUUCUUUACAGCUUAGUUUAACGUUUAGUCAAACAGUCACAAUCUAAAAGGUUCCGGUCAAUCUAGAUCCGAUGUGUAAUUAAUAUCAGAUAAAGUCCUCUUCAUUGAUCUGUUAUUUUAUCAUUUUGUCUUCCUCACAUGUGCCACUACGAGUAAACAAAUAGAUUUUCUAUUUUGUAUGCAAGAGGAUAUCAAUAUUAAUGAUUGCCUUUGUUUUCAGCUGUGACUGUGAGCCUGGGUUUUCUGGCCGACACUGUGAGGAAGACAUCAAUGAAUGUGCCUCCAGCCCCUGCCAAAAUGGAGGCAUUUGCCAAGACCUGGUGAACAGGUUGGUACCUACAGUACCAGGACACCCUUGUCCUUGCUUAAUUUUAAAACCAAAUAAAAUAAAAAACCAAGAACCAACCCCCAUUUUUUUUCCCCCCCCCCCUUUUUAAAAAAUUUUUUUUUUUAAACCACCCCCCCAAACCCCCCCUUUUUUUAUUUUUUCUUUUUUCCCCCCCAUAAAAAAUUUUUUUUUUCCCAAAAAAUUCUUCCCCCCCCCUUUUUCCAAACCCGGUUUUUUUCCCCCCCCCCCUUUUUUUUAAACCCCCAAAAAAAAAAAAAAUUUGUUUUUGGUUUAAUUUUUUAAAAAACCUAAAAGGGUUUUUUUUUUGUUAAUUUAAAAAAAAAAAUAUUUUUUUUUACAGAAAAAUUUUUUUUUUUUGUUUUGGGUAAGGGGCCCCCGGGGGGGUUUUUUUAAAAAAAGGGGAAAUAAAUUUUUGGGAAAAAAGAAAAAUUUUUAAAAAAAAACCCAAUAAAAGGGGAUUUAAAAAAACCCCCUUAAAACAAUUUUUUUUCCCCAUUAUUUAGGAGAAAAAAAAAAAAAAGGGACGGGUUUUUUCCCCCUUUAAAGUUUUUUGUUUUGGGGUUUUUGGAAAAAACCCCCCCAAAUAAAAGGCCCUUUCCCCGGGAAAAAGGGGGUUAUUUUGGGAAACCCUUUUACUUCCUUUUGACCUUUUCCGGAAAAAAAGUAAAUAAAAGGGGCCCCCCGGGGGGGGGCCGCUGGAAAUUUUAUUUUUUUUUUUUAAAAAAAAAACCCCUACCCCCUUUAAUAGGGCCCCCCCGGUGGGCCCCCAAAUAAGGAAAAAGAAGGGGGAAAAACCCCAAAAUUUUUUUUUUUUAAAAAGGAACCCCGGAAAAAAAGUUUUAAAGCCGGGGGUUUUAAAAUGGGGAAAAGGGGGGUUUGGGGGGCCCUACCCUUUAAGGUUUUUUGGGAAAAGGGGCCAAAAAAAAAUUUUAAAGGGGGGGGGCCCAAAGGGGGGGGGGCCCAAAGGCCCAAAAAGGGGGGGGGGGCCCCCAUUGGGGAAACAUUUGGGGCCCCGGGGGGGUUUUCCCUUGGGGAAAAGGGGGGGAAAAAACCACGGGGGGAAAAAGUGGAGGGGGGGGGGGAAGGGGGGAAAAAGGAAAAAAAAAGGGGGGGAAAAAAAGGUUUUUGGGGUUUGGGGGGUUUUUUUCCCCUUUUUUUAAAACAAUAAAAAAAAAAAAUUUUUUUUUAAAAAGAAAAAUUUAAAAAGGGGGAGAAAAAAAACAAAAGAAGGGUUUUUCCCCAAAAAAAAAAAAAAAAUUUUUUUUUAUUUUUUUAAAAAACCCGGGGGGGGGCCCCCCCCCCCGGGAAACCAAAAAAAAGGGGGAUUUAAAGAAAAAAAAAAAAAAGAAUUUUUUUUUGGGGGGGGGCCCCCCCCCCCUUUUGGGGGGGAAGUGAAAAAAAAAAUUUUUUCAAAAAAAAAACCCCCAAAUUCCCCGGGGGGGGGGGGCCCCCCUUUGGGGGCCCCCCCGGGGGGGUACUUUCCCAAGGGGGGAAAAAGGGAGGGGGGGGGGUUUUUUUUCCCCCCCCCCCCCCCCCGGGGGAGGUUUUUUUCCCGGGGGGGGGGGGCCCGGGCCCCCCCGGGGGGCCCCCCCCCCCCCCCCCCCCGGGCCAACCCGCCCGGAAAGGGGAAAAAAAAGCCCCCACCCCCCUGUUUCCUUUUCCUUUUCUUCCCCUCUCCCUCUCUCUCUUCCCCCCCCGGGUCUCCCCUUCCUCACUGCUUUUAAUGGGAGUCCUGGGGCUUAUAGUACGAGGCUGUAGUCCGACAGAUGGCCAGAGAAGUCCCAGGGCCAAUUUAAGUCCUAAAAGGGUUUUUCUCCGUUUUUCCUGUCAUGAUAACCCCGCCCAUGGCCCCAGCUGCGUGCUCUGGUUCCCCCCAUGGGCCCGACCUGGGAGUUCAGUCCAGGUGUGUCUACCCCUCUGUAAAGACUCCUAAAGGAAAAAAGGACCUGGCCGGAUGCGUCCCCAAAGACCCCAUUCCUUUAUAGCAGAGAGUCUGAAACCAUCGAGAGUCUGUGAAAACCCUUACGUACUGGAGAUGUGUUGUAAUGGUACAUGAGAGAUCGUUGUAUGGGAAUUUAGAGUGGGUUUUUAUAGGGUCUUGAAGAUUGUCGUAAGGGUACAUUGAGCGCUGUUGUUUUGGGGGAAAAUGAGAGGUUUUUUGUAUGGGUAAAUUGAGGAUGGUUUUUAUAGGGUAAUUUAGAGAUCUGUCGUAAGGGGAAUUUAGGAGGUUUUUAUAGGGUACAUUGAGAGAUGUGUUUGUAUAGGGUACAUUGAGAGAUGUGUUUGUAUAGGGUACAUUGAGAGAUGUGUUUGUAUAGGGUACAUUGAGAAAUCUGUUUGUAUUGGUACAUUGAGAGCGGACAUGUAAAGAUCUGGUUUGGCCCCCAUUGUUGUCCUCUAUAGCAGUAAACUGUACUGUUGUAUGUUUUGAUAACCAUGUAAAUCUCUCUUGGACAAGGUGACUUUCCUCAAUAUAUUCACCCCCACAAAACUCUCCUAUGGGGAAAAUCAAUGGUGGAAAAAAAACGAUUGGAACCAUUUCCCUGUUUGACCGCUAGGUUUUAUGGGUAUUAUGACUCAUACUGUGGUACUCUAUAGCAGUAAGCUGUAGUGUUGUCCCCUAUAGCAGUAAGCUGUAGUGUUGUCCCCUAUAGCAGUAAGCUGUAGUGUUGUCCCCUAUAGCAGUAAGCUGUAGUGUUGUCCCCUAUAGCAGUAAGCUGUAGUGUUGUCCCCUAUAGAAGGAAGCUGUAGUGUUGUCCCCUAUAGCAGUAAGCUGUAGUGUUGUCCCCUAUAGCAGUAAGCUGUAGUGUUGUCCCCUAUAGCAGUAUGUUGUAGUGUUGUCCCCUAUAGCAGUAUGUUGUAGUGUUGUCCCUAUAGCAGUAAGCUGUAGUGUUGUCCCUAUAGCAGUAAGCUGUAGUGUUGUCCCCUAUAGAAGGAAGCUGUAGUGUUGUCCCCUAUAGCAUUUAAGCUGUAGUGUUGUCCCUAUAGAAGGAAGCUGUAGUGUUGUCCCUAUGAAGGAAGCUGUAGUGUUGUCCCCUAUAGCAGUAAGCUGUAGUGUUGUCCCCUAUAGAAGGAAGCUGUAGUGUUGUCCCCUAUAGCAGUAAGCUGUAGUGUUGUCCCCUAUAGAAGUAAGCUGUAGUGUUGUCCCCUAUAGAAGGAAGCUGUAGUGUUGUCCCCUAUAGCAGUAAGCUGUAGUGUUGUCCCCUAUAGCAGUAAGCUGUAGUGUUGUCCCUAUAGCAGUAAGCUGUAGUGUUGUCCCCUAUAGCAGUAAGCUGUAGUGUUGUCCCCUAUAGCAGUAAGCUGUAGUGUUGUCCCCUAUAGAAGGAAGCUGUAGUGUUGUCCCCUAUAGCAGUAAGCUGUAAUGUUGUCCCCUAUAGAAGUAAGCUGUGAACAGUCAUAAAGUCAUAGAGGAUAGAUGGAGAAAACAGUCAUAAAGUCAGAGGAUAGAUGGAGAAAACAGUCAUAAAGUCAUAGAGGAUAGAUGGAGAAAACAGUCAUAAAGUCAUAGGAGGAUAGAUGGAGAAAACAGUCAUAAAGUCAUAGAGGAUAGAUGGAGAAAACAGUCAUAAAGUCAUAGAGGAUAGAUGGAGAAAACAGUCAUAAGUCAUAGAGGAUAGAUGGAGAAAAACAGUCAUAAAGUCAUAGAGGAUAGAUGGAGAAAACAGUCAUAAAGUCAUAGGAGGAUAGAUGGAGAAAACAGUCAUAAAGUCAUAGAGGAUAGAUGGAGAAAACAGUCAUAAAGUCAUAGAGGAUAGAUGGAGAAAACAGUCAUAAAGUCAUAGAGGAUAGAUGGAGAAAACAGUCAUAAAGUCAUAGGAGGAUAGAUGGAGAAAACAGUCAUAAAGUCAUAGAGGAUAGAUGGAGAAAACAGUCAUAAAGUCAUAGAGGAUAGAUGGAGAAAAUAUCAAAUGAAUUGACAUUUUUCUCUACUAUCAAUAAUGCCUAAACCAACAGAAAACAACCAUAACCUAUCAAAUAGACAGGAGGGCACUUAAUACAAAAUGACUUUGGGAUACUACAUCACUUAUAUCAAUUACACACACUGUUGACUUGAGUGCCACAUGAAAAAAUCUUCUGUAGCCAUUUUGUGUAUCUGUUUGGUCAUCCUAUGGGUGUUCCUGGGAAUAUAGUUAAAUACAGUAGUAUAAUAAUGGUCCUUCCACCUCUAAAUGUUCUGCUUCUUUUUAAUACUGUCUGACCUGUUCAGUUUCCUAUAAUCAUUGUCAUCCCAUCACUAAUAGUUAUUCUUCUUGUUACUGUCUAGGUUCCACUGCAAUUGCCCACCUGGAUAUUUUGGCAGCCUGUGUGACCUGGAUAUUAAUGAGUGUGAAGUUUCACCUUGCCUCCACGAGGCCGUCUGUAUCAACAAACCUGGAGGCUUCAAGUGUGUCUGUCCCCCUGGAUAUGCA
This is a messenger RNA of Coregonus sp. 'balchen', 5698 nucleotides long. NCBI's taxonomy places the organism in Eukaryota, Metazoa, Chordata, Actinopteri, Salmoniformes, Salmonidae. The record is from the annotation of a GenBank genome assembly.